This is a messenger RNA of Opisthocomus hoazin, 774 nucleotides long. The record is from RefSeq and is a predicted model, not a curated record. NCBI's taxonomy places the organism in Eukaryota, Metazoa, Chordata, Aves, Opisthocomiformes, Opisthocomidae.
AUGUCCGUGCCUCAAGCCAAAGAAGCCAACUUGACGGGUGUUGUCACUUUGCAACUGAGAAAUGAAGCAGGACCACCACAAGAGUACUAUUCCUGCUAUAGUGGCCCUGUCCCUGAAGAAGGUGGAAGGACUGCAUUGCGUAUUGCAUGCGAGAGAGAGGAUAGCAGUGAGCAUGACAGAGAUGUUAUCUGCCUCCUGCUAGAGCACCAGGCAAAUCCAAACACAUUUUGGAGCGGCCAUUCACAGCUUUCCCUAGCAACUACCAGUGGGAAUGACUUGGCAGUGGUUGAACUCCUCAGACAUGGGGCUGACCCAAAUCUGCCCUUAAGUGGAGCAGUCAGAAAUGCCCUCUGCGCAGCGGUUGAUAAGCUGCUUGAAGCUGGUGCAGAUAUCCUUGCACCAGUUACUCUUAGGGAAGGACAGAGAAAAGCCAUGGGAACAGCUGUUGACUAUGCCUAUUGCAGCUAUUACCAGGACAGGAGAAUUGCGCACACACCGUACCACGUACUGUCGGCAUCUGAGCAGAAAGUUUUUCAAAUGUGCCGAUUGCUGCUGGAACACAUUACAGCGAAGCUCCGUGAGCGUGUCAUUCUGAAAGAGAAAGAAUUACCAUUCUUUAAGUACUGCUACCAGUGCGGGCGGUCGGCUGGUGUUCAGCUGUCACUCUGCAUGUGCUGCCACGACGUCUUCACGUGCAGUGAGGCUUGCAGAAGGAGAUCCUGGCACGAGCGGCAUCGGCAGGAGUGCUUGCGGCUGCUGGCUCCGGUGCCGUGA